This is a messenger RNA of Telopea speciosissima, 1456 nucleotides long. Its product is annotated as ATP-dependent helicase rhp16-like. Bases 149 to 1252 code for a protein of 367 amino acids. Gene Ontology annotation, molecular function: ATP binding; ATP-dependent chromatin remodeler activity. NCBI's taxonomy places the organism in Eukaryota, Viridiplantae, Streptophyta, Magnoliopsida, Proteales, Proteaceae. The transcript is spliced from 7 exons. The record is from RefSeq and is a predicted model, not a curated record.
CCUUCUAGCGGAACUAUGCACAGAAGAUGAACAUAAGAGUAAAAGAACCAGUGAAGAAGAACCGGUUCUCCAUAUUGAAGAAGAUAGAGUUGGUUGCUUGCAUGCACCUGAGAAGAAGGAAGGGACAGAGAGAGAGAGACCAAUAUUAAUGUGGAAGGUUUGGGAGGAAGAGAACGAGAAGUGGAUCGAUGCCCAUGCAACAAAAGAUGCUGAAUUGGACCAUGCAGGUGAGGAAAUGGAUGAAACUGCUGACCCUUCCUCAGAUUUGCUAACUCCUCUGCUUAGGUACCAGAAGGAAUGGCUUGCCUGGGCAUUGAAACAAGAAGAAUCGGCAAUGAGAGGAGGAAUACUAGCAGAUGAGAUGGGAAUGGGUAAGACCAUCCAGGCCAUUGCACUCGUUCUUGCCAAGCGGGCAACCUGUCAAUCGACUUGCAGAUCUGGUGGUUCCUCACCUUCACCGAGUUCAGCCACAAUGUUGCCUGAAACAAAAUGCACUCUCGUUAUUUGCCCCGUGGUUGCUAUGAAGCAGUGGGAGAGUGAGCUAUAUCGGAUCACAUCCAAAGGGAGCACCAGGGUAUUAGUAUACCACGGGCCCAAAAGAACCAAGAAGAGUUCAGAUGAGUUCUUUGAGAACGAUUUUGUCCUGACCACAUAUUCCACCCUUGCAGCAGAGUACAGAAAUGCGAUGGUUAAGAAGAAAAUGCAAUUGCCUGGUCUAGAAGCUGAGACCAGUCAAAGUGCUGCUUCCAGUGUCUCAGUGCUCCACAGUAUGAAGUGGGACCGCAUUAUAUUGGAUGAAGCUCAUUACAUAAAAAAUAAACACUGGAGUACAGCAAAAGCUGCUUUUGCUUUGGAAUCUUCAUAUAAGUGGGCAUUAAGUGGUACUGCGCUUCAGCUUCAUGUUGGAGAACUUUAUUCUCUGGUCCGUUUUCUACAGAUAACACCUUACUCGUAUUUAUUCUGUAUGGAGUGUGAUUGUAAAUCACUUGAGUACAGUUCCAAAAUAAAGUGCAACUGUGUCCAUUCAACGACACAUUUUUUGUGGUGGAAAAAAUAUAUUUCUCAACCUAUACUAGCAUCGGAAGAUAAUGCCAAUCAAAGCAUAGCAUUAAGACGCACUAAGAAGGGAAGGGCUGCAGAUAUUUCCCUUCCUGUAAAAACUGUUGACCUGAGACGAGAUAAUCUUGAUAUUGGUGAGGAAGAGUAUUACAGACCACUGUUUAGUAAAAGCCAGUCACAAUUUACUGUGUGAGUCCUCAUGCUUCUUUUCUUCUUUUGUUGCUUUGAAUUUGAUUAUAUGUAGCAGCUCCAUCUUAAUUCUUGUAUGGACAUUUCAAUGUUCACCAUGCACUUUCUGCUAUCUCCUUUUUUCAUGCCACCACUUAUAUUGGUUCUAUGAAUCAAUUUUCAUAUCGUGUUUCAACUUUCUUAAUUUUUUUGCUUUAAAUGUAUGUAU